AUGAGAUCCUCUUCGAAGACCUGGACCGCAAUGGGGAUGGUGUGGUGGACAUCUUGGAGCUCAGGGAUGGGCUGCACAACUGGAGUUCCUCCUUUGGUUCCAACUCCGAGAAGGAUAAUUUCACAUGCUCUGCCUCCCGAGUGCUGGGAUUAAAGGCAUGCGCCACCGCCGCCUAACCUGACUCAGUAGUUUUGGACCUGAGACUGUACAGGAAUCACAGAGGCCAGAGGGCAGCAGAAUGGAGACCCUGGGCUAGUAACGUGUGAUUUUUCUGCUUGCUGCUGGGCCUGAAAAGAACUUGAUCAUGAAGAGAGUCUAUCUGGCCUUGUACUGUAGAUGAAUCUUAAAAGGUCUUAUUAAUAAAAACAAACCCAGGGCCAGGUAUUGGGGUGAAUUCUGAAAGAUCAGAGAGACAGAACAAACCACAUACAACCUCACCUUGUCAACUCCUCAGCUGAUCUUGUUUCCUCAAACUGGAAGCCUCUGAAUCCUCAUCUGAAUGGAUCUCAGCUGAACUGCUAAAAGCUAAAAGCUUAAAAAGGCUCUAGUUCCUGGUCCUCAGGCCUUAUAUACCUUUCUGCUUCCUGCCAUCACUUCCUGCGAUUAAAGGUGUGUGUCAUCAUGCCUGGCCAUUUCCAGUGUGGCUUUGAACUCACAGAGAUCUGGAUGGAUCUCUGCCUCUGGAAUGCUAGGAUUAAAGGUAUGUGUGCCACCAUUUCCUGGCCUCUAUGUAUAUCUAAUGGCUAUUCUGUUCUCUGACCCCCAGAUAAGUUUAUUAGGAUACACAAUAUAUUGGGGGACACAAUAUCACCACAUUUCCCCCUUUUUUGUCUAAGAUAAUAAAAGAAGCAUAUAACUAUAUCCAAUAAGUAUAUACAAUAUAUACAGUCAAGAAUUAUAUUAACAAUGUCUAGUCCAUUAACAUUUGACAGAUUCAGACAAAACUCCAUUAUAUAUAUUAACAAUGUCCAGUCCAUUAACAUUUGGCAAAUUCAGACAAAACAUUUCACUAUUUAUCCUAUUUUGGUGAGUCCAAUCCAAAAUUGUAUACAAUAUACAAAAAUCCAAUCCAAUGUAAAAUAUUUAAAACAAGUAGUUUCUUUUAAAAGUAGAUUCAAUAAUCUACCUUUUUUAUCAUAUCCAUAUUCUCUCUUUUUUCUCUUCUGAGUAGAUUCAAAAAUCUACCUUUUUAUCCUAUUAUUUCUAUAUGUUUUUUUCAGAGUAGAUUCAAUGAUGUACCUCAUAUCUAUAUCUGUAGCUUGAGUUUUCCUGCCUGGCCCACAGUCAGGACAAAUCUCUCUCACCUGCCAGUCCCACAACCGCUCAGACCCGACCAAGUAAACACAGAGACUUAUAUUGGUUACAAACUGUAUGGCCGUGGCAGGCUUCUUGUUAACUGUUUUUACAGCUUAAAUUAAUCCAUUUCCAUUAAUCUAUACCUUGCCACAAGGCUCGUGGCUUACCGGCAUCUUCACAUGCUGUUUCUCAUCAUGGCAGCUGGCAGUGUCUCUCUGACUCAGCCUUCCACUUCCCAGCUUUAUUCUCCUCCUUGUCCCGCCUAUACUUCCUGUCUAGCCAAUGGCCAAUCAGUGAUUUAUUUAUUGACCAAUCAGCAACACAUUUGACAUACAGAACAUCCCACAGCAUAUAUCCUCUUUUUUUUCUUUUCUUUUUCUUUCUUUUUUAAACAAGAACCCUGAAUCUAAUCUCCUUGUUUAGCUUUUUUCCUGACCAUUAACAGUUAACAUCUUGUAACCAACCAUUGUAAACAAUGACAAUAUCCAUAACUCAUUAAACAAACAAAAACCACCCACCCCACCUCUUGGGAAUGUGAGUUUAAUUUUCUUAAAAUUACUUCCUGCUUUAUGGGGGUGAAGAAAUCUUUGGGGGAUCCUGAAAAGAAAAUUUUUGGGUUAAUUGUCAAGUCCUGGGAGAGGUAGCGGUAUCAUGUGUUGUCCAGUCUCAGCAUAAUGGGAAAAUGCAGGGCUUGUCACAAGUCCUUGUUUGAAUAGUCUGUGAAUCUGGAUCAUCUCAGCUAGCCAUCUUGAAAUUGUCCUGAGCAGUUUGUAGUCCAAAGCCGAUCUUUGGGUGGUAUUAAUCACCAAUGGGUGAUUAAUGGCUUUAUCAUAGUCCAUGUUGAAUAGUCAUUGUGGGAUUCGGUCACCUUUUGAAGAUUUCAAAGUGGCUGUCAGGCAUGGUCAUGGUUCCCUGCAGAAUUGUUUUUCUUUUCUCUUCUUUUUUAUUCUCUUUUCUUUCUUUCUUUCAUCUUCUUUUUUUUGUGCCUCCUUUGUGGUUUGGAGCAAUCACAGUCUGAUAAAUCUCUGCCUCUCUGAAUCAUGAAUGUUCUUCCCUGGAAGAGAAUAUCUUCACAGCAACUUCUCCCCGCCACUUGCCUCGCCAAACCUCUCCAAAUUGACCUUUGCCAAUGCUUUCUUGUAACACGAUGGCCCUGGCGAUUGUUCUCUGAACAAGCAGUGCUAAACCUUUCAUCCCCAGUAACAGCAUCUCCGCCGCCAUCAACACAAUGAGAAACAAGCAGUAACAUGAAGCAGCAGCAGCUGCCACCUCCAUGGUCUCGCUGCCACUGUUUGUGGCCUGGCCUGGAUGGAUCUCUGCCUCUGGAAUGCUUGGAUUAAAGGAAAUUUUUCAAAAUGCAGAUUCCAAUGCUGAUCAAGCACUGGAUUUUGAAGAAUUUGUGCAGUACCUUCAAGACCAUGAGAAGAAAAUGAAACUGGCAUUUAAGAGUCUGGACAAAAAUAAUGAUGGAAUACUAGAUGCUUCAGAAGUAAUUGAUGCCGUGAAAUCAUUGGGAAUCCACAUUUCUCUCACUCAGGCAAAUGACAUCCUGAGAAGCAUGGAUAGCGAUGGGUCAAUGACAAUAGACUGGGAUGAAUGGAGAGACUACUUUUUCCUCCACCCUGCAAAAAAUGUCAAUGAAAUUAUUCGUUUCUGGAAGCAUUCUACUAUAGUUGAUAUAGGGGAGAGCAUAAGUAUUCCCGAUGAAUUUACAGAACAGGAGAAGAAGUCCGGGGAGUGGUGGAAGCGCUUAGUGGCCGCAGGAAUAGCGAGUGCCAUCGCGCGGACGUGCACGGCGCCUUUGGACCGCUUGAAAGUCCUGAUGCAGGUGCGUCGUUCAAGAAUGAGUAAAAUGAGAUUGGCUGAUGAGUUCAAGCAGAUGCUAAGAGAAGGAGGACCUUUUUCUCUUUGGCGAGGAAAUGGUGUGAAUGUUAUCAAAAUCGCACCAGAGACAGCACUCAAGAUAGCGGCCUAUGAACAGUAUAAGAAAUUUCUUAGUUUUGAUGAAUCUAAUUUAGGAGUUCUUCAAAGAUUUAUAGCUGGUUCCAUGGCUGGUGCAACUUCCCAAACCUGUAUUUAUCCCAUGGAGGUGAUGAAGACCAGGCUGAUUUUAGGUAAAACUGGCCAGUAUUCUGGGAUUAUUGAUUGUGGCAGAAAGCUUCUGAAGAGAGAGGGCAUUCGGACCUUCUUCAAAGGCUACGUUCCCAACAUGAUAGGCAUCGUACCGUAUGCAGGCUUAGAUCUCGCCACCUUUGAGAAAAUUUUCAUUGCUGGCGAUGUCAACAAAGAUGGGAAGCUGGAUUUUGAAGAAUUUAUGAAAUACCUGAAAGAUCAUGAGAAGAAAAUGAAGUUAGCAUUUAAAAGUUUGGACAAGAAUAGUGAUGGGAAAAUCGAGCCUUCCGAAAUUGUCCAGUCUCUCAAGAUGCUGGGUCUACAUAUUUCUGAAGAUCAAGCAAAACUGAUUCUUCAAAGCAUCGACGCGGACGGGACAAUGACAGUGGACUGGAAUGAAUGGAGGGACUACUUUUUAUUUAACCCUGUUACGGACAUUGAAGAGAUUGUCCGUUUCUGGAAACACUCGACUGGAAUUGACAUAGGGGACAGCUUAACUAUUCCGGAUGAGUUCACAGAAGAUGAGAAAAAAUCAGGACAGUGGUGGCGGCAGCUUCUGGCAGGAGGUGUGGCUGGCGCCAUCUCUCGAACAAGCACUGCUCCUUUGGAUCGCCUCAAGGUCAUGAUGCAGGUUCAUGGUUCCAAAUCAAUGAAUAUAUUUGGAGGCUUUCGGCAGAUGGUGAAGGAAGGAGGAGUCCGUUCCCUUUGGAGAGGAAACGGCACAAAUGUCAUUAAAAUUGCUCCCGAGACAGCUGUUAAGUUCUGGGCUUAUGAACAGUACAAGAAGCUGCUUACCGAAGAAGGACAAAAAUUAGGAACCUUUGAGAGGUUCGUUUCUGGUUCCAUGGCUGGGGCAACUGCACAGACUUUUAUCUAUCCCAUGGAGGUUCUGAAAACCCGGCUAGCUGUAGCCAAAACUGGACAAUACUCUGGAAUAUAUGGUUGUGCCAAGAAGAUUUUGAAACAGGAAGGCUUUGGGGCUUUUUACAAAGGCUAUGUUCCCAACUUACUGGGCAUCAUUCCUUAUGCAGGCAUCGAUCUCGCUGUGUAUGAGCUUUUGAAGUCUUACUGGCUGGAGAACUUUGCAAAAGACUCUGUCAACCCCGGUGUGGUGGUGCUACUGAGCUGUGGGGCCCUGUCUAGCACCUGUGGGCAGCUGGCCAGUUACCCCCUGGCUUUGGUGAGGACUCGAAUGCAGGCACAAGCCAUGGUAGAAGGGGCCCCGCAGCUGAACAUGGUUGGCCUUUUUCGGCGAAUAGUCUCCAAAGAAGGAGUGUCAGGACUUUACAGAGGCAUCACCCCAAACUUCAUGAAGGUGCUCCCUGCUGUCGGCAUCAGCUAUGUGGUGUACGAAAAUAUGAAGCAGAUGCUAGGAGUAGCUCGGAAGUGACGCGUCCAAGCCUUCUUUUCCGUGAUGACCAAAGCUGUCAGCUCUCGCUCUCCAGUGUCUUCUGGGAUUGCAGCAAAUCUAUUGCAGAAGAGGCUGUUUUCCCCAGCCAAAGGGAAGAGACUCUGCAAUCACCUCAAGCAUCUGGGCUCAGCUUUAUAUCUUCAGUCAUGUUCAAAAUCACAGUUUCAAGAAGUGUUGAAGAGGCCACAAAAUUGUACUUUAUAUUGCCUUGCACCCUAAAUCUGAAAAUGUACUUACUUAAGCUGAAAUCAUUUUGUGUGAUAGAAUUAUAAAUCACUAAUCUUUGUUCUGAUUGGUCCAAGUUUAUGUCAAUUUGUUUAUACCCAAAUUU
Messenger RNA from Peromyscus californicus insignis, 5150 nucleotides. It is a transcript of the gene Slc25a24, whose product is annotated as solute carrier family 25 member 24. Gene Ontology annotation, molecular function: ATP transmembrane transporter activity; calcium ion binding. Bases 2570 to 4798 code for a protein of 742 amino acids. Gene Ontology annotation, cellular component: mitochondrial inner membrane. The transcript has 19 exons. NCBI's taxonomy places the organism in Eukaryota, Metazoa, Chordata, Mammalia, Rodentia, Cricetidae. The record is from RefSeq and is a predicted model, not a curated record. Gene Ontology annotation, biological process: transmembrane transport.